Molecule: messenger RNA, 2068 nt
Organism: Eremomyces bilateralis CBS 781.70
Lineage: Eukaryota; Fungi; Ascomycota; Dothideomycetes; Eremomycetales; Eremomycetaceae
Exons: 2
Biological process (GO): protein secretion
Cellular component (GO): endoplasmic reticulum membrane
Molecular function (GO): protein binding; guanyl-nucleotide exchange factor activity; GTPase activator activity
Source: RefSeq, a predicted model, not a curated record
GCCACAUCAACAACUCCAUCCUUGAAUACGCUCUUCUUCUCUCUAUUAUCAUAGAUAUACCUCGAGUUCCUCUCAUCCCAUAUAUCUCUCCCAUAUUUAAGUCGCAAGGUCAGAGGGCGCCUACCUUCCUCUAUCCAACACCAUGGCGCCGCAAAUAUCAUAUGCGAAAGCAACCCUCAACUACCCUCUGUACUCCGCCGCAUUCGAUCCCUACAAUCGCGGCUACUUGCUAGUUGGCGGCGGCGGAGGGGAAGGGAGGAGCGGUGUUCCAAACAAGAUUACACUCCUCGACGUAUCCUCCCGCAGCGCAAUCGAAGAGGUCGGCGAGAUCGACCUCCCUCGUACCGAAGACAGCGUCAACACGCUCGCGAACCUAGGGACCAGCGCCGGCGUCAUCGCGCUCGCCGGCAUCAAUUCCAGCACCGAAGACUGCAAACGGGGGCAGAACGAGCAUUUUCGCACGUACAGCGUCGUGUAUCCCGAGCCCAAGACAGGCAAAGGGUCGAAGAAAAAUGCGAACGGAGCGCAGGAUGAGAAGCAGACACCCGGGAAGAUCGAACCGCUGAGCAAAUGCCGCGUGUUUUCGACCCAGAAGGACGACAGGGCGCGGGUGGAUGCGUAUCAGCGGAUAUUGCGGUUGAGUCCCGCAACGAUCAAACCUGGCAAGCACCAUGGCAAUAAGAGGAUCGGGGCGAUUGCUACUGGCCUUGCCAAAGAGAGCGAACUGGUAGUGUUCAAUGGGACGGUGACGAGACCGGACGAGAAGGACAUCAUUCGGCGGAUUACUCCACCAAAAGCAGCGGAGGUGAUAGACAUGGACAUUGCGGAACCGGACGACGGAUACUUUCUUCUCACCUAUGCAACCGACGGGGAAGUGUUCCUCGGCGAGAUCGCGUAUGAUUUUACCAAGAGGAAGGCGAAAGGGAAGCUUUCCGACCCGCACAAGAUCUUCUCGAUGCCUUUCCCAGACGUUUUCGAAUCCCCCACCGGCCGAUCGAAGUUUCGGUUCGUCCGAUUCCUGACCGCUGAUCAUCUUCUCCUCCUCCAGAACCAUAUCACAUCGAACGGUAAGGUCUGCGAGCUGGUCAUUAUGAAGGUAUAUCCCUCCGGUGGACCCGGCGAUAUUCUGCUGCGGAAACGGUUCUCGAAACGGCUGGGACCGAGCGUGGGGAUGGACGUUUGCGCUCUCGACGCGGACGAGACCACUGGAGCCAGACAGUUCGCCGUCGCCGUCGCGGGCCAGGAUCGGUCGAUCGUCGUCCUUACAGUCGACUAUAGCGGCAAAAAAACAGAUCAGUUCGGGCCCUUCCGAACGGUCACCACCAUCAAGGACGUCCACGCGCACACGAUCACCAAGGUCGUCUUCUCGCCGUUUAUCCCGCCCGCCAAAUACACCGCCGCCUCCUCGAAACCCUUCCUCUUCCUCGCCUCCACCUCCAUCUCCCACACCGUCUCCGUCGAGCACAUCCCACUAACCACUACCACUACCUCCACCGACACCCCCCGCCACCUCCUUUCCCCUCCUCAAUCCGCUCUCACCGCCCUCUCCGCCAUCUCCUCCCCCCUCAUCUACCUCGCCGCCUUCCUCCUCGUCUCCACCAUCGUCCUCCAAUCCUUCUUCGACUACCGCACCGCCACCUCCAACUCCCCAGCCGUCCAGCUCAUCCCCAACGCCAUCCGACAGCCCCUCUCCCACCUCCGCGACGCCUUCAGCCAGAUGAACGCCGCACGCCAACAGCCCACCCCCAAGCUGCGCGAACUCCGCCAACGCGUCCUGCCCGCAAAACCACACUCUACCCCUCUAGAACCUGGCAAAGCCGUCCUCGUAACAGCGCCGGAAACUGAAGGCAUGGGUGGGAAGCUGCUGGCCGAGCUCCACCACGACGAGGCGGUGCUGCAUGCGGAUCCGGGGGCGAGGCGGUGGGAGGAGCUGAGUAAGCGGGAGCAGGAGUCGUGGAAGGGGCGGUUGGUAAGGGCCGGGGAGUGGGCAGUGGAGGAGGGGGAGACGGUGUUGAAGGGGGUGUUCUUUUCCGGGCUGGCGGGGUUCGUGGGUGAGGCGGCGCGUGAG